GACUGCGGACACAGUACAGGGAUGACCAGAGACUGCGGACACAGUACAGGGAUGACCAGAGACUGCAGACACAGUACAGGGAUGACCAGAGACUGCGGACACAGUACAGGGAUGACCAGAGACUGCGGACACAGUACAGGGAUGACCAGAGACUGCAGACACAGUACAGGGAUGACCAGAGACUGCACACAGUACAGGGAUGACCAGAGACUGCGGACACAGUACAGGGAUGACCAGAGACUGCAGACACAGUACAGGGAUGACCAGAGACUGCAGACACAGUACAGGGAUGACCAGAGACUGCGGACACAGUACAGGAGAUGACCAGAGACUGCGGACAUAGUACAGGGAUGACCAGAGACUGCGGACACAGUACAGGGAUGACCAGAGACUGCGGACACAGUACAGGGAUGACCAGAGACUGCGGACAGCACAGGGAUGACCAGAGACUGCAGACACAGUACAGGGAUGACCAGAGACUGCGGACAGUACAGCACAGGAUGACCA
Staurois parvus is the source of this 507-nucleotide messenger RNA. Lineage: Eukaryota; Metazoa; Chordata; Amphibia; Anura; Ranidae. The record is from the annotation of a GenBank genome assembly.